AUGGGGCCCCCGGGCAAUAGGGGAUCAUGGGGCCCCUGUGUCCUUGCCCAAACUCAAAAAAGCCUCAAAAACACUAUUUAAUAUGUAAUGUUUAAAGCAAACACCCCCAUCCAUCCAUAUCUCCAUGCUUUAUUUCGCUUAGAAAUCACUUAGAAAAACACCCCCUAGCAGGGGCGGACUGACAACUCAUGGGGCCCCCGGGCAAUAGGGGAUCAUGGGGCCCCUGUGUCCUUGCCCAAAACUCAAAAAAGCCUAUGAAAAAGGUACCAGGGGCAUCUCAUGGGGCCCCCUACUGACCCCGGGCCCUCGGGCAGUGCCCGAGUUUCCAAAUGGUCAGUCCACCCCUGCCCCC
This is a messenger RNA of Staurois parvus, 352 nucleotides long. Lineage: Eukaryota; Metazoa; Chordata; Amphibia; Anura; Ranidae. The record is from the annotation of a GenBank genome assembly.